AUGCCGGCCGCUUCACAGUACCCUGCAAUUUUGGUGUCACGAGCGCUGGCCGAGCUGGCCAUCUUCGACCGCGAAGGCUUCUUUGUACUGGUGCUCGACGUUGGCGACGUGGACGCGCUUGUGAUUCGCAUCGAUCGUGUUGUGGAAGAGUUCGUCGAGGCCAAUCCCGAAGUGGCCGAGGCGCUGAUCGAGCAGGCUACCGAGAACGUCAAGACGGCAGGCGAACCGAUGGCGACGAUCACCGAGCUGCCGGACCUGGGCGACCCUCCUUCGCCAGUGGACUCAGACAUCGAUGCUAUGAUGGCAGACAUGAUGUCGCAGCUCUUCACGCGAUCGGAGCAGUCCCAGCAGGAAUCGACUCAGCAGGAUGGAGAUCGGGCUUAG
This is a messenger RNA of Moesziomyces antarcticus, 384 nucleotides long. RefSeq lists its product as uncharacterized. The record is from RefSeq and is a predicted model, not a curated record. Bases 1 to 384 code for a protein of 127 amino acids. The transcript has a single exon. NCBI's taxonomy places the organism in Eukaryota, Fungi, Basidiomycota, Ustilaginomycetes, Ustilaginales, Ustilaginaceae.